UAUCACAACUUUUCCUUUUUCCAUCUUUUCCUCAUCAUCUUUGAAAAAUAGCACUAGACUACUUUGUCACUAGAAUGAGUAUAUGAAUUAUGAAUAUAAAUAGGAAAAACAGUUAAACGCAGAUAUGAGCAUCAGUCUCCAACUCUACCAGAAGUAAUUUAGAGGGAAACAAUAGAAAGAAAGAAACAUGCAGGGUUCUACCAUGCAAACCAGUUUGAGUUUUGAGUUGGAGAACAGGAAGAAAGAGUUGUUCAAAAUGGCGAUGAGAGGCAAAUGGAAAGAAGUCGUAAGUAUAUAUGCUGCAGAUAGUAAGAUUCACGAGGUGAAGAUCACGAGGUCUGGUGACACAGCAUUGCACGUAGCAGCCUCUGAUGGCCAAGAAGAUGUUGUGGAACAACUCGUAGAGAUCAUUUCCAGAGGAGGACUUGUACAUGCAGAAGAAGUACUUCUAACUAAGAAUGAGAGAGGGAAUACUCCUCUUCAUAUUGCAGCGUCAAUGGAGAGCGUGAAGAUGUGCAGUUGCAUAGCUAUGGUUAAACCUUCCUUGAUAGGUGCUUUCAACAAUGAUAGAGAGACUCCCUUCUUCUUGACCGCUCUUCGCGGUAAGAAGGAAGCUUUCCUUUGCCUUCACAAAAUCUGUGAACCUGGGCAAGGCUCUUCUUAUUGUAGGAGAAUGGAUGGCGAGACUAUUCUGCACUGUGCAAUAGCCGGUGACUACUUUGAUCUGGCAUUUCAGAUAAUUCACCUGUAUAAGGAACUUGUUAAUUCUGUGAACGAACACGGAUUUACCCCACUUCAUGUUUUAGCUAGUAAACCUUCUGCUUUCAAAAGUGGUAGCAACCUUAGACUAUGGAACAGUAUCAUUUACCAUUGUAUAUUUGUGGAUGACCUCAAAGUAGAAGAGCCAUCAUAUGCCCGGGAAUCACUGAUAAAAAGCUUCAAGGAAGAAAAGAAUCCUAACCAUCCAGAAAACUAUCAAAGUUGCAUAAAUUUCUUUCGGUUGCUGGGGAAUGCUCUUCGAAUUGUGGUUUACAGCAGGGAUCCAAAAAAACAGAACAAAAGCGAUGCAGAAAACCCUGAAGGAUCGAACGUUGCUCUCAAUGGAAAAAAGAACGGGAAAGAACCGACCCCAGCAAGUGAAGGGCAACACAUAUGUCCGUCAAAUUACAGCACCUGCAUUGAGUUUGUAAAGCUUAUAUACAAGUCAAUCUUGAUCGUUCUUGGACUCGGAUCUAAUGCCAUAAUGAAGAUAAGGGAAAAGAAAGAAAAGCAUAAAUGGUCGGUUCAGGUCAUGACUAAACUCCUGGAAAGCACUUCUAUGUAUGAAUAUGAACACACGGGAGAGACACCUCAAGAAACCCAAAAGGACGACGGAGAAGAAACGAAACCCUAUGAAAUUUCAGAUGGUGAUGUCCAGCCAUUGACUCCUCCUAACUCUGCUGAUUCCUCAAGAUCAACCAACACACAGAGCACCGAUAACCAAAAGAAUAGUACUAAUAGAAAAGGAGGGGAACCGGAGAGGGAAACCUCAGAAAUAGGAAACAAGGAAACGGCCAUACUAAUCGCGGCGAAAAACGGAGUGACUGAAAUGGUGGAGAAAAUCCUUGAACUUUUCCCGAUUGCCAUCCACGACAUGAACGCAGAAAAGAAGAACAUAGUACUAUUGGCAGUGGAAAACAGGCAGCCUCAUGUUUAUAAGCUCUUGAUGAAGAGAAACAUCCUGAGAGACAGUGUGUUUCGGAAAUUGGAUAAAGAUGGGAACAGUGCUUUGCAUCUUGCAGCAACUCUUGGAGAUUAUAAGCCGUGGCUGAUUCCUGGCGCCGCAUUACAAAUGCAGUGGGAAAUCAAAUGGUAUGAGUUUGUGAAAAACUCCAUGCCACCGCACUACUUCGUCCGCUACAACAAUGAGAAGAAGACUCCAAAAGAGAUAUUCACCGAAACCCAUAAGAAACUUGUCAAAGCCGGCGGCGAGUGGCUCACAAACACCUCGGAAUCUUGCUCCGUGGUGGCUGCGCUGAUCGCCACCGUUGCUUUCGCAACCUCUACGGCAGUUCCAGGGGGUACCAACAAGAACAACGGUAAACCAACCCUGGAACACAAACCGGCUUUCGAAGUUUUCGCAAUCGCAUCGCUGGUCGCGCUGUGCUUCUCGGUGACGUCCGUGGUGAUGUUCCUGGCCAUCCUCACUUCCCGAUACCAAGAAAUGGAUUUCGAGAGUGACCUGCCCAGGAAGCUUUUGGUGGGCUUGACAUCGCUCUUUGUCUCCAUCGCCUCCAUGCUUGUUUGUUUCUGUGCUGGCCAUUUUUUUGUGCUCCAAGAUGAGCUUAAAUACGCGGCUUUUCCCGUCUAUGCAGUCGCGUGUCUGCUUGUGUCUUUCUUCGCCGUUGCGCAAUUUCCGUUGUACUUUGAUCUUUUAUGGGCUACUUAUAAGAAGGUUCCACAGCGCAGCUACAAAGUAGCCCCUCUAUAGGAGUUUUAUUGUUAAUUUCCCACUCAACUUUGCUCUUGUUCAGACCAGUUUUAAAAAAUCCCUUUCACUAUUCGCAACAACAAAGUUCAUUGAUUUUAGCUGAGGAUGGUAGGACUUUAUGGUCGUGGCAAUUUGAUUACUAAAUUCUAAAGAAUUACAGUUAUAUAUGAAUCUCCUAGCUAUCAAAGAAAAAACAAAAUUCUGGUUUUUGGACUUUUAUAGACUUUUACUCAGUGCUUAAUUUUCAUUUAAGUAGAACUAAAUUUUA
This is a messenger RNA of Ziziphus jujuba (common jujube), 2738 nucleotides long. RefSeq lists its product as uncharacterized. The transcript is spliced from 8 exons. The record is from RefSeq and is a predicted model, not a curated record. Lineage: Eukaryota; Viridiplantae; Streptophyta; Magnoliopsida; Rosales; Rhamnaceae. Bases 188 to 2470 code for a protein of 760 amino acids. Gene Ontology annotation, molecular function: protein binding.